AUGGAUUUUAAAACAAACGAAAUAGUACCCCAGGUGGGUAGAUCAUCGCGUGACAAAUCCCACACCAGUAACAAGGUCAGCCUCAAGGAUUCUGGGGGAGGCAAAAAUUCAUCUCCUCCACUCUUAAUACAGAACAAAUUUAAAUUUCACCUAGCCACCUAUAAUAUUCGAACAAUGAGAUCAACCGAACAUCUGGAAGAAUUAGAGGUGGAACUAUCCCAUAUCAAAUGGAACAUCUUGGGCCUAUGCGAAACCAGAUUACCGGACGAAAAAUGCAUCACACUGAAUUCAGGCCACCUUUUGUAUCGAAACAACAGAGAGGAUAAUACACACAUUGGCGGAACAGCGAUAAUGAUUCAUAAGAGUAUAAAGCGGCUAGUUACUAAGAUGAAAUCCAUAUCGAGUAGAGUCAUUUACAUAGUAUUGAAGAUAUCGAAAAGAUAUAGCGUCCAAAUAAUUCAAGAAUAUGCCCCUACAAGCUCUGCACCCGAUGAUGAGGUAGAGAGAUUCUACGAUGACAUUUCACAAGCGCUGACAAUAGAAACAGCACACUACAAAUACAUUAUUGGCGAUUUCAAUGCUAAACUAGGAGUACCAGCGGGAAACGAAAAUCAAUAUGUGGGUAAAUUUGGACUGGGUUGUACCAACGAACGAGGAGAAAGACUGAUCAAUUAUCUCCAAAAAGAAAGUAUGUACUGUAUGAACUCCUUCUUCAAAAAAUCAGAAAAGAGACGUUGGACAUGGAGAAGGCCGAACUCAAAUACGAAAAACGAGAUCGACUACGUACUAACCAAUAGAAAGCUUAAUAUAAAAGACAUUUCGGCCCUAAAUCGCUUUGAUACUGGUAGCGAUCACAGGUUGGUAAGAGCUAAAAUAGAAAUAAACGUGAAGAGUGAACGAAAUAAGCUAAUCAAAAUACAACCAUUUCCCAUAUCAAAAACAAUCCAGAAAAACCGCCAAAAAUUCCAAGCUGAACUCGACAAGAAAUUGUCUAAUAAAGAAGCACUGAACAGCUUAAAUAUAAACGACCUAGAAAACAGAAUAAGUACUGACAUUAGAACGACAGCCAAAAAGAUAUGUGCCGCUACCAAGAAAAAUAAUUCAAAAAUAAAAAAGGAAACUAGAGAACUCAUGGCGAAGAGAAGAAACUUGGAGAAAGGGAAUCAUAAAUACAAUGAAAUUAACAGAUUGAUAAAAAAGAAAACAAGGGAAGAUUUAAGGCAAUACAACACAGAAAUGAUAACAACGACCAUCGAAAACAACAAAAACAUGAAAGCACUUAAAACACGUAACAAUGAUGGACGUUUCCAAAUACAUCAACUAAGGGACGCAAACGGAAACAUCAAAGAGGACAGUAAAGAUUUAAUGGAUAUCGUGAAAAAUUUCUACAGCACACUGUACACAGGAGACAAUCCAGAACAAGCAAUCGGAGUUGAUGAAACGAUUCUCAAUGUAGGCUCCGAAGAUCUUCCUGACAUCACCAGAGAAAAAGUAGAACUAGCAUUGUCUCAAAUGAAAAACGGUAAAGCACCAGGGGAAGAUGGAAUUACAGCUGAAAUGAUAAAACUUGAGGGAAGAACCACUGUAGAAGCAAUGACAAUUCUUCUUAAUAAAUGUAUGACAGAAGGCGUGAUACCUCAAGCAUGGCAAAAGGCCCAGCUUACUCCACCCGUACAAACUUCUGACAAAGAUAGUAACAAAUAG
This is a messenger RNA of Anthonomus grandis grandis, 1704 nucleotides long. Its product is annotated as craniofacial development protein 2-like. Bases 1 to 1704 code for a protein of 567 amino acids. Gene Ontology annotation, molecular function: catalytic activity. The transcript has 2 exons. NCBI's taxonomy places the organism in Eukaryota, Metazoa, Arthropoda, Insecta, Coleoptera, Curculionidae. The record is from RefSeq and is a predicted model, not a curated record.